This is a messenger RNA of Solanum dulcamara, 1510 nucleotides long. RefSeq names its product early nodulin-like protein 2. Gene Ontology annotation, molecular function: electron transfer activity. The record is from RefSeq and is a predicted model, not a curated record. Gene Ontology annotation, cellular component: plasma membrane. The transcript is spliced from 4 exons. Lineage: Eukaryota; Viridiplantae; Streptophyta; Magnoliopsida; Solanales; Solanaceae. Bases 165 to 1295 code for a protein of 376 amino acids.
UUGUUUAUACUUGUUCUUCUAGACUUCUCGUGAAGAACUUCUUCCUUUUUCCUAUUUCUUGUGACUCUUUUUGUGUAUACUUUUAUCAGCACACAAAAAGAGUCUUUAUCUGUUGUACUCCUUGUAAUAUUGAGCUCCAUUUUGAAACAGAGAGAAGAAAAUUAAUGCCCAUGGCUCUACCGAGACAUGUUGUAGUGUUACUUCUUUUGGCUUGUUUGUUUACAUCUUCAUAUUCUUACCAAUUCACAGUUGGUGGCAAAGAUGGUUGGGUCCCUAACCCUUCUGUAAGUUACAACACUUGGUCUCAACAUAUGAGAUUCCAAAUCAAUGACUCUGUUUUGUUCAAGUAUAAGCAAGGAGCAGAUUCUGUGUUGGAGGUGAGCAAGGAUGAUUAUGAAAAGUGCAACACAGGCAAUCCAAUCAAGAAGAUGGAGGAUGGAAACUCCAUUUCCACGUUGGAUCGUUCUGGUCCUUUCUACUUCAUAAGUGGCAACAAAGAUAACUGUGACAAAGGCCAAAAGUUGCAAAUCGUUGUAAUCUCUGUUAGGAACCAAGGUAAACCACCUAAAACUCCGGCACCAGUGGCUGCUCCGCCUAGUACACCUACUACACCAUCACCCACGGGCUCACCACCAUCUCCUCCUUCCGGAGGCUCCUCUCCGGCAGCUUCUCCGCCUAAAGGAUCGUCGACACCUGGUACUCCAUCGGCACCUUCCGCCAACUCUCCGGCAGCUGCUCCGCCUACAGGAUCAUCCACACCCGGUGCAUCAUCACCUAAUGGGGCACCAAUAUCUACUCCAACAGGUAAAUCACCAGUAUCAUCACCUACACCUGCUGGUUCAACCGCAUCUCCUCCAUCUCCUCCGACCAUGACUCCGGCAAUUUCCCCGGUUGCAAAUGGACCGUCAACUAAUACUCCAGGUUCUUCUUCACCGGCGGCAGGCGGACCAGCUGGAAGUAUGUCACCGGCAGGAGGACCAUCUGCAGGUGCAUUAGCGCCAGCAGGCGGACCUUCGGCAGGUGCAUUAGCACCGGCAGGAGGACCAUCUGCAGGUUCAUUAGCACCAGCAGGCGGACCUUCGGCAGGUGCAUUAGCACCGGCAGGAGGACCAGCGCCGGGAGGUGCUGCUUUGGGUCCCGGCGGCAAUACUCCGGCGGACAUUAAUUCGCCAGCUGGAUCACCAGGAAACCCCAAAUCUUUUGCAGUAAAGGCAUUUACUCCAUCAGUUGUCCUUGUGUCAGCCGUUUCACUCGUUUUGACUCUGGCUUUUGGAGAAUUUACUAUUUUACCUUAGUGUAAAAUAAUAAUAAUAAGUAGAAUUAAUUACUCGAUAUUAUAUUUAAUUUGUGUUUCUGCUUUUUCUGUAUUUUAUUUUAAUUUUCUUGAAUAAUCCGGAGAUUAUUGGAGUGUUUAGAUAUACACGGGAUGUAUUUAAUUGUUUUUUUUCUUUUUAAUUUUUGUGGGUACUUAAAAUUUGAAUUUAUGUGAGUAUUUAUCAGUUUAAUUCUA